AUGGGAGCAGAUAACAAGAGUCCAAAAUCCAUAAUUGUAAAACUCAGUAGCCGCUCAAGAAAGGAUGCGAUAAUUGGUGCAAUUCAAGGACAUAGAGGUGAACAAGCAAAGAACAGAAGAAUCCUGAUUGAAUUUAUCACAUACCUGAAGAAACAAACAAUUUUCAAAAACGUUUCUAAGCUGAAGGGAAAAAAGAUUUCAAUCCUACACGACCGUUGUGAAGAAGACAGGGAAAAGCAAAAUGUCUUGCUAAGACAUCACAAAGAAGCGAGAAAACGAAACAAACAAACGAGAAUCAAAGGGCUCAAGCUUGAAAUUGAAAGCAAGCUGUAUACCCCAGAAGAACUUGAAUAUACGGACAGCGAAAAAGAGGGAGAAGAAUAUCACGAGGACGAAGAAGAAGAAGAGGAAGAAAGUCUUGUAAUCGACGAAUCGAUCACUGAUUCGAAGAAAACGGUUGUUGUGAACGGAAACUCUGAGAAAACAGUGCAGAAGAGGAAGGUAGCUGAAAAUAGUGUAACACCAACCAAUACCAGACUUACUAGAAAACACAAGGGUUUACACAACAAAUAA
Messenger RNA from Phaedon cochleariae (mustard beetle), 573 nucleotides. The record is from the annotation of a GenBank genome assembly. Lineage: Eukaryota; Metazoa; Arthropoda; Insecta; Coleoptera; Chrysomelidae.